This is a messenger RNA of Diospyros lotus (date-plum), 1933 nucleotides long. RefSeq names its product pantothenate kinase 1. NCBI's taxonomy places the organism in Eukaryota, Viridiplantae, Streptophyta, Magnoliopsida, Ericales, Ebenaceae. Gene Ontology annotation, biological process: coenzyme A biosynthetic process. Bases 226 to 1335 code for a protein of 369 amino acids. Gene Ontology annotation, molecular function: pantothenate kinase activity; ATP binding. The transcript has 11 exons. The record is from RefSeq and is a predicted model, not a curated record. Gene Ontology annotation, cellular component: cytosol; nucleus.
UUUGCGAUGCUUGGUUGAUUGAUGCUCUCUCUCUCUCUCUCUCUCUCUCUCACUUCGAACUGGCAGGUCCAAGCGCUAGCGAGAAGAAUCUCUGAGCAGAAUAUAUGCACAUGCAUAUAUAUAUAUAUAUUGUGCACACACGUGUAUAGCUAGACAGCGAGUUUGAGAACGAAGGUUGAAACAAGGGAGAGAUCGAAUAAGGUUUUGGAAAAUCGCGAAGAAGUGAUGGAUAGUGGAAUUCGAGGGCAACCGGAGGAGAGAGUUUCGGAGGUUGAUCAGGUCUCGCACCUCGCCGUGGACAUUGGAGGCUCUCUCAUCAAAUUGGUGUAUUCUUCAAGUAAUGAAACUAGUGGGGUUGAGAAGGGGGAAACGGCUUCCGAUGAUAUUCUGGAAGUUUCUAAUGGUAGUGACAACUAUCCAAUCCAUUAUGGUAGGCUCCAUUUUGCAAAGUUUGAGACGAGCAAAAUCAAUGACUGCUUAGAAUUUAUUUCAUCAAAGCAGCUUUGUCGAUCUGGUAGUUGGCAUCAUGUGACGUCUGAUAAUCACAGGAUCGCUAUAAAGGCCACAGGUGGUGGAGCUUACAAGUUUGCUGACCUAUUCAAAGAGAAGCUUGGUGUUAGCCUUGACAAGGUAGAUGAAAUGGAUUGUCUUGUGGCUGGAGCAAAUUUUCUUCUUAAGGCAGUCUGCCAAGAAGCUUUUACUUACAUGGACGGCCGUGAGGAGUAUGUGCAGAUUGACCAUAAUGAUUUGUACCCUUAUCUUCUUGUGAAUAUAGGAUCUGGUGUUAGCAUGAUAAAGGUAGAUGGAGAUGGAAAGUUUGAGCGAGUAAGUGGAACAAGUGUUGGUGGUGGCACUUUUUGGGGCCUUGGACGGCUUUUAACCAAGUGCAAGAGUUUUGAUGAGUUGCUAGAGUUGAGCUAUAGUGGAAAUAAUAGGGUUAUAGACAUGCUUGUUGGAGACAUCUAUGGGGGAACGGACUACACAAAGAUUGGCCUCUCAUCAACAACCAUUGCUUCCAGUUUUGGAAAGGCCAUCUCUGAAAAUAAAGAGCUCCAAGACUACAGACCUGAGGAUGUAUCCCGAUCCCUACUAAGAAUGAUCUCAAAUAAUAUUGGGCAGAUUGCUUAUUUGAAUGCUCUUCGUUUUGGACUCAAGCGGAUAUUCUUUGGAGGCUUUUUCAUUCGUGGUCAUCCAUAUACCAUGGAUACAAUUUCUGUUGCAGUUCAAUUCUGGUCCAAGGGAGAGGCAGAGGCAAUGUUUUUACGGCACGAAGGAUUUCUUGGAGCGUUAGGAGCAUUCGUGAGCCAUGAAAGUCACAGUUUGGGGACAUCAUGAUCCUACAGCGCUGACAUUAAAGUUUUACAUGAGAGGUCACAAAAUAUCUGGCAGAUUUGUAACAUUGAAAGUGGUGAAAGAAUUACUUUAACUCCACGGGAUUCACAAACGAUCGAUAUUAUGUAUGCGUGCUUAAUGUUCCAAUCACUGGGGGACAUUAGACCCCACAAAUGUCCUCCGCGGAAUCCUUCUUUGGCUAAGAAAAGAAUAAAGAUGAGAGAAAUCGAGACGACUGGGGAGCCCAUUGAGCUGGUUUGAUUGCAAACGAUGAAUGGACAUAUUCACACGGAAUCCAACUUUCACUGGGUAGGUAUUCACCUCUUUAGUCUUUAAUUUAAUUGUCGUUGGAACUUUAGGGCUAUUAAACAAAUCGUUGAACAUAUUAUAUUUAAAGCAUCGAAAUGAUCACCUCUCAUUAUUGAUGCUGCAAUAAUGCAAUGAGGGAACCUAAAUCCCACCCAAACUAUGAUUAAGGACUCCACUCUUUAAUUGUAUAUUUCAUACAAUGCUUGUUACAUGAUUGCAACACCAGCACGUUUGCUACUUUGGGACUUCCCUUUUUUCUUGGAUAAUAAAGAAAACUCGUGGGAUCAAAGAC